Molecule: messenger RNA, 1767 nt
Organism: Vitrella brassicaformis
Lineage: Eukaryota; Vitrellaceae
Source: the annotation of a GenBank genome assembly
CACCGAUACUGCGGGCUCGCACUUACCCGUUCGCACGCACACAGCCCCGUCGCGCACACGCAUCGACUAUUGGCGCGACACAACACGCCCACGACGCAGGCAGGCAGACAGACAGACAAGCAGACAGCUCCAUUACGCGACACACAGACACACAGACAUACACACAGACAGACAGACGCACAGACAGACAGACGGACGAAAGCAACACCGACUUACGGCAAAGCUGCAGAGUGCGGCAUCCACACAUUGAGGACACGCACAGCGGGAAAAGACACACUCAUUCUCCCUCCCUCCCCCCUUCCCCACUGCACCGCCCGAUCAAUGAAGACAUCCAUCAGUCAAACGACUGCUGGCAAGUCGCCGAGAUCCACAGGUGGCCCAUUCUGUGCUCAUGGUGUGUCUCUUGUCAUGCUCGCACUCGGCUUCCCACUAGCACCCAGAACUCCAACUCGUCCAUGACUCUCAUGCCAGGCACAUGCUUGAACACCAGAGAGAAAACCGGAUUCUGCUCACCCACAUGUGCUCAGAGGCCAUCAUCAUGCUCGUCGGUGAGUUCUCCACCAGGCUGUAUGUCCCCGGCAGCCAACAGAUGCCAUAGUUCAGCCUCGUUGAAAAGCCUUGUCUGCGCCACGAGGGCAGACCAGGGAGAGCACAGUGCGAUUUUCGCGCACACGAGCAGUAGUGUUGCCGCAUAGCCGAAGGCUGCAGACAUACACACCAGAGGAAACAUGGAGAUGGAUCGACGGUAACUGCAUUCGUCAUGCUGUCUGCGUCGACUUACGAGCGUAGAGCAGGACGGCGGCCAUCGUAAUGACGCCAUAGGUACACGCUGCGAACUGCACAGCCAUGUUGUGGUACGUCCCAUACACAAGCAGCACAUUGAGGAAAGCCAGGAGAGGGUCGCCCACUGCAAACAAGGCACCAAACCGACGAGUAAGGAAGGAAUGAGAAAGGUGCUCGCCAGCCCACCGAGGCCGCUCAUGGCGACGAUGCCGGCCAAUUUGACGUCCAGCAUCGAUGCUCCCAGGGCCACCAUCCACAACCCAGCCAAAACUGCACGCACCAACACACCAAACAAAACAAACAAGGCGAAGAUGCAGCACUAUCGCCCAGAGACUGAAUCUCUUAGAGAGCAGUGCCCAGUAGAAGCGCAUCUUGGCCGGCACGUCAGGGAGACAAAGCCUCACCCGACGCUGCUUGCCCCACACCUCAGACACUACAUCCAUCACCAGGCAGCUGCCAGGACGCUGUGUCAUGGUCUCCUUGACACACACAUCAUGGACACACGAAGACGGACUGGGGCUGGGAUCCUGGUCGCCGGCAGCAACACACACUCGACAUGCCGGCGGAUGCUGGGAAGGACACACGCAGCCGUUGAUGGCGCUGCCUUCGUCCGCUGCUGCUACUGCUGCUACUGCUGCUGUAUAUGUGGCCAAGUCGAGCGCAUGAAUUAUGACAGAUCUCGACGGCAUAGCUCUUGCUGCUGCCGCUGGGCGAGUGGCAUCGAUGUCGUCGAGGGCCGGGGAGGCUGAGGACAUGCUGAGAUCUCAUCAGAAGAUGAUCAAUGACAUCUCAGCCGAUAAUGGCGUUUCUCACAGGCACCCUUCCGUGAGCCAAAGACGCCCCACUGCCCCUUCUUCUUCUUCUCUUGCCGAGCCCUCCAACACUAAGGUGCACAGACGGCAAGUCAUUCUGUGGGAAGGACGAACCAGAUCUGCGUACCCGCGAUGUCAACGAUGGCCAAUGAGCUGUCCUGACGGCCUGCCG